Molecule: messenger RNA, 729 nt
Organism: Schizophyllum commune H4-8
Lineage: Eukaryota; Fungi; Basidiomycota; Agaricomycetes; Agaricales; Schizophyllaceae
Exons: 3
Coding region: 74-475 (133 amino acids)
Source: RefSeq, a predicted model, not a curated record
CAGGAAGGCGGUCGUCGGUCGUCAUUUUCGGCAUGAACUUCACGCAUAACUAUCCGAGCUUGAACCUCGCUAAAUGCUGAUAGCAGUCCUUGAAGUCGAUUUGCCUCGCUCCUCGGUCAAUCCUCCGGCCAAGUGUACGCACGUCUCACACUCGCAGACGGCCUACCGAGGCGGGCAUUUUCUGAGUCCCAUCGCAUUUGUCGUGCAAAGACCCAUCAGGAACGUAGUGCAGAUGUCCUCCAGCAGACAAACGCGCAGUUACUCUGCCUCACAUCGCCUCCGCUGCGUCCGCGCAGGCUGUGCAGCGUGCAUCUGGCCCCGUCAUCGCCGUUUAAGAAGCUCCACCGCGGCGGGCUUGGCUACUGCACUCAUCUCCCCCUUCACCCCGAUCACCUUAGGACACCCUUUCUCCUCCUCCUUCCCUGAUCUGCGCACCACCACCACACCCUCGCCUGUACACCCACCCAUAUCAUGAAGGAAGGACAUCAGCACUUCGGGCAGGGCCACCACGGCGGACCGGCGCCACCCGGGCAGGCGUACUACGCCCCGGGGCACGGCAUGAACAAACACCAUGGCGGGCAGGGGAACUUCCACGGCGGCCCGCCACCACAGCAGUACCAGCCCCAGGGGCAGCCGCAGAUGAUCUACGUUCAGCAGCAGCGACCCUACCAGCGCGAUGACAGCAGUGCGUGUAGUACGUGUUGUGGAUGCUGCGCCGGCUGCCUGGCA